UCGGAAGUGCAGUCGACUUUAAUUUAUUCAACUAAUAAGUUGCAGGCGCCAUUAGAGCGCAUUUGUGAAAACUUCACGUAUUGAGUGAUUAAUUAAUUUUGCUUGGGUGAAAAUAAUAUUACAUAAAGAUUACUUUAAGAAUGAAUUUCUGUUUAUAUUUGUCUAUAAUAGUAAAUUUAAUUGUGAAUUCAUUGAGUUAUUCGAUUCCAGAACCCAAAGUUGAAAUUCUUAGUCCACAGGGAUUACGAAUUUCUAUUCCACAUGAAAAGGGGAUUGUCCUUGUUGCAUAUCAUAUAAACAUUGAUAAACCGAUCGCCCUAAAUCAACCUGGAGAAUAUUCUGCCGAUAUUACUGAGCCUACAAAUGAUAACAAGUGGUUGUUUCAUAUUUCCAACGCUUUCAUUGAUCCCGGAAAUAAAGUAAACUAUUGGAUGCAUGUUCAAUAUGGAGGAUAUGCUUAUCGAAAAUUAGGAUCGCAAGUAGCUGGAGGAUCGCCCGUAGAGAUUUCCGAUUCGGAGUCGACAACAGGCUCCACAACUAAAGUGCAACAACUUCCCAAUGAUUGUGAAAAGUCUGUUACAACAGUGGGACGCAAUGCAGUCUGUAAAGGUCAACUUAUUUUCGAAGACAAUUUCGAAAGCUUAAAUUGGACUAUGUGGAAACGGGAAGUUCGAAUUCCCAUUGAUACUGAUGAUUCGAUGUUUGUGUCAUUCCAAGAUAGAUCUGAAAAUUGUUAUGUGAGCGAUGGAAAAUUACAUAUUGUACCAAAUUUAUUAACAGAGGUUCCAGGCUUCAAUGAGACGAGAAUUCGAACUGGAAAGAUGGACUUGGGAGCGAAAUGUACAGCAAUAAUUGAUAUGUCCAGGGAGUGCAUAAGAAAUGCAAGAUUCUUCCAAGUCCUACCACCGGUAGUAUCGGCAAGAAUCAAUACAAAAGAUUUUUUCACUUUUCGAUUUGGAAGAGUCGAAGUUCGGGCCAAAAUGCCUAAAGGCGAUUGGCUAUUUCCAUUGAUACUUCUUGAACCAGCCGAGAGUUACUAUGGAUUUACAGACUAUUCUUCGGGCCAGAUGAGAGUCGCAUUUAUUCGAAGUAACGAACUUCUAGAGAGCAAAACUGGGGAUGAUCUAUCUGGCAAACGAAUAAUGGGUGGAAUUGUGCUUUCAACCGGUGAUGAACUUCGUGAUUCUUGGCUCAAAAGCAGUCUCAGAAGAUCACAUAUGGGUGAUGAGUAUCACAAUUUCACCCUCAUCUGGAAUGAGGAAGAUAUUUCUUUACAUCUCGAUGGAAAAGAAUACGGUUUUAUUCGAGGAGGUUUCUCGAAACUUACCCAAACACAUAGUCUACCUCAUGCAUCCCUUUGGAGUAAUAGACAUUUGAUGGCACCGUUUGACAGAGAAUUCUUUUUAACACUUGGAUUAGGAGCUGGUGGACAUUCUGAUUUUCCAGGUGGCUGCCUUAAUGGACCAACAAAAUUAAACAAAGCUUGGAGGAAUCAUCAUCCAAAAGCUGAACUGCGAUUUUGGAAUGAUCGGGAAAAUUGGUUAAAAACUUGGAAUGGUGAUCAAUCGGGACUUCAUGUGGAUUAUGUUAAAGUUUAUGCACUAUGAUUUGUUCCUUAAUAAAAUAAGAUAGUUCAUUAAAUUGUCUUACUUAUU
Eupeodes corollae is the source of this 1655-nucleotide messenger RNA. Its product is annotated as beta-1,3-glucan-binding protein-like. Bases 141 to 1607 code for a protein of 488 amino acids. NCBI's taxonomy places the organism in Eukaryota, Metazoa, Arthropoda, Insecta, Diptera, Syrphidae. Gene Ontology annotation, molecular function: carbohydrate binding; hydrolase activity, hydrolyzing O-glycosyl compounds. The record is from RefSeq and is a predicted model, not a curated record. The transcript has 5 exons. Gene Ontology annotation, biological process: carbohydrate metabolic process.